GCUGAUGUGGCGAAGGUGGGCACCUGCCUGCUGGCCAACUGCCAGGUGGCGCUCGCGCGGUGCAUCGGUGAUGGAGAGUGCCUGGAGAACCUUGUGUGCCUGCAGCUCUGCAAUGGGCGGCCAGACGAGACAGAGUGCCAGGCAAGCACACUUCUUAUCCGCUGCGGUGACCUGUACGCUGACAAGGCGGUGGAGGCAUUCACCGCAUGCGCAGUCAGCGACAAGAAGUGCGUGCCGCAGAGGGUGGAUGAGUCAUCCUUCCCGGUCCCCCCGGACUGCGCGCUGGACACCAGUUUUGACCUGAACAACUUCCAGGGGCGAUGGUACAUCACAGCCGGUCUCAACCCGCUCUUCGACACCUUCGACUGCCAGGUGCACUACUUUGGUGUGCCAGAGCCGGGGAAGCUGUAUGGGAAGAUCAACUGGCGCAUCCCCAAGGGCAAUCAGGACUUCAUCGAGCGCUCCACUGUGCAGACCUUUGACCAGAAAUCAAACGUCAGCCCUGCAUAUCUGCGCAACGAUGGGAACGAGUACCUGAAUUAUACUGACGACUGGUACAUCCUGGCAUCCAAGCCCGACCAGUAUGUGGUCAUUUAUUACCGAGGCAACAACGAUGCCUGGAAAGGCUAUGGAGGCGCCACUGUCUACACAAGGGCGUCAACUCUGCCGGAGGAAUACAUCCCGGAGAUAUCUGCGGCAGUGGAAAAGGCGGGACUGACGUGGAGCCAGUUCAAACUCACCGAUAACAGCUGCAAGCCCCACCCC
Coccomyxa subellipsoidea C-169 is the source of this 765-nucleotide messenger RNA. RefSeq names its product VDE-domain-containing protein. The annotation marks the transcript as partial. The transcript is spliced from 5 exons. Lineage: Eukaryota; Viridiplantae; Chlorophyta; Trebouxiophyceae; Coccomyxaceae. The record is from RefSeq and is a predicted model, not a curated record. Gene Ontology annotation, biological process: xanthophyll cycle. Gene Ontology annotation, molecular function: violaxanthin de-epoxidase activity.